AUGGCAGCAGAAUACCCCCACCGAAUCGCCCUACUAGGGCUAGGCACAAUCGGCCUCUCAAUGCUAGCCAUGCACCUGCGGCGCGCAGACACCAGCAUAGCAGUCUACGACCCGCGCCCCGACUACGAGUCCCAGAUCCGGAGCACACUCCCCGCCCUUCUGGACUCCCCAGACUCAACCACCAUAAUCGACGAUCUGAUCCGCACAAAUCGCCUAAAACUAGCAACCAUCCUGCCAGAAGCUAUCCAAAACGCGACAAUCGUGCAGGAACAGAGCCCGGAAGUCACGGCCUCGAAACAGGCGCUCUGGAAGGAAAUCGCUGGUCUUGCUGGGCCCGAUACGCAUUUGUGGAGCAGUUCGUCUGGAAUCCCCGCGUCGGAGCAAGGAGCUGCGUGCGAGGCUGCGGACCGUGUUGCCGAGCGCUUGCUCGUCGCGCACCCGUUCAAUCCGCCGCAUUUGAUGCCGCUUAUGGAGAUUGUGCCUGGGCCUGAGACUAGUGCCGAGGAAGUCGAGUUUGUGAAGAGGUAUUUUGCCGAUGUACCUGGUCCUAAGGUUUCGGCUGGUGCUGGUGCUGGUGGGGAUCAGCCGGCUGCGCAGCACUACCGGCCUAUCACGCUGAACAAGGAGAUUCCUGGAUUUGUGGGGAAUAGGCUUGCUUUUGCGCUUCUGAGGGAGGCGUGUUAUCUUGUUGGGGAGGGGGUUGUCUCUGCGAAGGACUUGGAUUCUCUUGUUACGGCUAGUUUGGGGCCGCGGUGGGCUUCUACUGGUGUAUUUGAGAGUUAUCAUGCUGGUGGUGGGGAGGGUGGGAUUGGGGCGUUUUUGCAGAAGCUUGCACCGACAAUUCAGAAUGUGUGGGGCGAGUUGGGGCAGGUUGAUAUUGAGGGUGAGCAGGCGUGGAAGGACUUGGUUGUGAAGCAGACUGAAGAUGCUUAUGGACUUUAUACCCCUGAAAAGAGGAAGAAUAAAGAGGAGAUGUUGCGGGAUGUUGUAGAAAUGCAGAAGAAGAAAUGGGGGGAAUUGUGA
Molecule: messenger RNA, 1023 nt
Organism: Penicillium vulpinum
Lineage: Eukaryota; Fungi; Ascomycota; Eurotiomycetes; Eurotiales; Aspergillaceae
Exons: 1
Coding region: 1-1023 (340 amino acids)
Biological process (GO): fatty acid metabolic process
Molecular function (GO): NAD+ binding; oxidoreductase activity, acting on the CH-OH group of donors, NAD or NADP as acceptor
Source: RefSeq, a predicted model, not a curated record